CUGUUGUCGUACAUCCCUUGGGUGAGUUUUAUGAUUCAAAACAUGCUGGACUAGAAGGAUUUAUAAAAGUGAAAGUUAUUACGGUUACCAAAAUAAAUUCUAUGCUAAGUACAAAAUUAACAAAGGAGUUAUUUCAUGAUGGACGUUCAGAAGUAGUACGGAAGAUCGAGACAAAACCAAUAGCUUUAAACUUGGAAGAGGCUAGAGAAAAUGAAAUGAAGCGACAGUUUAUAUAUACAAUUGCCUCCUCUCGUGAUGAUAUCAUAAAGAGUUACAAUGAUACAACAGACAAUAUUGCGUACCUGAAAAAUAAAAAACUCCCAUUCUUUAAAGAUUAUACCCAGCAAAGAAAUAAUUCAUUAAAUAUUGAAUCUAUAAAAAGCAAAUGUAAAAUGGAUCCUACAUCAUCGACUAACGAUGCUAAAGCGCCUAAUUUAUAUCAAUCAGCGUCAAAAAUGUUAAGAUUAUUAACAAGUCAAGAGAAGCCUUCAGUUGCAAGUUAUUGGGAAAAACUAAAAGAAUUUUGUAUAGAAAAAGACGCUAGUAUUGUUCUUAAAAACAAAAAAUCGAACAGUUGUACAAAUUUUCCAAAGAUCGACAACUUCUCAAAGAGUAACCGAAAUUGCUUGUCUGUUAAAAUUACGAGAUGAAGAACAUAUUGGCCGGAUAAAGGAGAUGAUUCAUGAUGAUUAUGGCAUUGAAGUAAUUGGACUUACUAUGGAGAAAUAUGAUAUGACAUUACGACAAUAUAUUAGCAAAAACUCAAAACCUCGUCUUACCGUAUUUCAGCGUAUGGAUAUCAUUAUUCAGAUG
This is a messenger RNA of Cokeromyces recurvatus, 813 nucleotides long. RefSeq lists its product as uncharacterized. The coding region runs from base 102 to 650 and encodes 182 amino acids. The record is from RefSeq and is a predicted model, not a curated record. Lineage: Eukaryota; Fungi; Mucoromycota; Mucoromycetes; Mucorales; Mucoraceae. The transcript is spliced from 5 exons.